GCGACUUAAUGGGCUGGUCCAGCGCGGAAAAAGACAGCAAGCAAUAUGACUAAAAAGAAGCGGGAGAAUCUUGGUGUCGCUCAGGAGAUUGACGGGCUAGAGGAAAAGCUGUCCCAGUGUCGGAAGGACCUGGAGGCCGUGACCUCCCAGCUUUACAGGGCAGAGCUCAGUCCUGAGGACAGGAGGUCUCUGGAGAAGGAGAAAAACACCCUCAUGAACAAAGCCUCCAAGUAUGAGAAGGAGUUAAAGCUGCUUCGGCAUGAGAACCGGAAGAACACGCUCCUCUCCGUGGCCAUCUUCACUGUCUUCGCCCUGCUCUAUGCUUACUGGACUAUGAGGAAGGGAGACGUGCAGCUGGGAGUGCAAGCACUGUGCCUGCCACCUGCAGCUCCAGCCUGCCCUGGCCUGUGAUUACCACCACUGAAGAAAAUGCAGCAUGCACAGCAAAGGUGGCUUGGGCUUGACGUGGAGGUUCCGGGGGUGUGCGGAAUGAUCUCCUUUCCCAGAGACAGACAGGGCCAGGGAGGCCUGCAGGUGCCCAUGGCCAGCAAGAGCUAUGGCAGUGACCAGACUGACAUGGUGACAAGAGCCAGUGAGUAGAGUGAGUAGGGUGGGAGUGAGGAGGAGGCGGUCAGUCAGGAGCAGCUCCCUAGGAUUCUCCCCUAGCUCCACUCACAGUAGAGGGCCCUAAGGGAGAAAGAAUGUUCACUGCUUCAUUCAGGAGCCCGCCAAGUAAAACCAGGCUGUGAAACAUGAAGACAGAAUGGGCUGGAGGCAACCCACCAACAUAUGUGACGUUCAGGUGAAGGAAUUCUCACCUGGGGCUUGUGCAGAAUGUGGCCUCUUGUGGAGGCGGCUGGCCAGAGUCAGCAGAAGAUCCUGUCUCCUGUCUUGUCUAGUGACAGUAAUUGGUCUGAAGCCUCUGCUAUGUUAGUCACACAGACUGACCCUGGACUGCUACAGUGCUGCCGUGCAGUGAGGUAUGGGGGGAGCUUAUUCACCCCCAAGUUCUGCUUUAUUCAGGAACCGCACUUGGAUAAGCCUUGGGCUCCUUGUCUAGCAGACAGCAGUCUCAGGAG
Molecule: messenger RNA, 1079 nt
Organism: Mus caroli (Ryukyu mouse)
Lineage: Eukaryota; Metazoa; Chordata; Mammalia; Rodentia; Muridae
Gene: Ccdc167
Product: coiled-coil domain containing 167
Source: RefSeq, a predicted model, not a curated record